Messenger RNA from Ostertagia ostertagi, 1122 nucleotides. Lineage: Eukaryota; Metazoa; Nematoda; Chromadorea; Rhabditida; Trichostrongylidae. The record is from the annotation of a GenBank genome assembly.
ACAUCUCAGUACACAUCACCGUUUCGUUUUCGGUCUAUUAGUCGGUAUAAUAGACUAGUACGAUCUACAGUCUACGCUCUGAAGUUCAUCGCACAUCUAGCCGUCAAGAUCAAGGCCACUCUCAACACCUUUGAUGCGACUCACUUCAGCUUGACCAAGGAUAUUUCUACGACAGAAUUCACUACCGCCGAGAUAUUCUUGCUCAAGGAGCAUUACCGAGAAAGCGAAAUCCUUCUUAGUCGUAUGCCGCUCCAACGCUUCAACGCCCAUCGUUCAACGGAUGGCCUUAUUCGUUGUCCGCAUCGCAUGGAACAUGCAUUCGACACCACGUCUUCAACUAUACUACUAGUUCCAUCACAUCCUUUGACGACACUUAUUAUAAGUCACAUUCACCUUUCCCAAUUCCAUUCGGGAGUUCAUGCCACCAUUGCCACACUUCGUUGUUCCUACUUUAUUCCAUCUAUCAGGAGCACCGUGGCCAAAUCCAUCGGACACUCACUCAUUCCACUACAACAAUUUCAAACGAUCAUCUGUGAGAUUGAAGCUAUAGUCAAUUCGCGACCCAUUACAUCCAUUUCGGACACAAUAUCGUCGCCAACGGUACUUCGUCCUAUAGACUUCCUCUCACCUCGAGUACAACUCCAGCUAGAACUAACGGAAACUCCUCACCUCGACUACACUCAGCAACAUCUAGUCGAGUGGUAUUUUUCCACUUUGUCUGUUCUGGACCACUUUUGGAACAUCUGGUCCACAGACUACCUCAACGCAGUUGCACAACGUCACACAGUUCGCAUCCGUCAAGGUCGAUCAACGUCACGCGAACCACAAGUUGGAGAAGUUGUUCUGCUCGCCGAUAAACAGCUACCCAGAGGACAGUGGACAUUAGCGGUCAUUACCCAACUCUCUUACACCAGCGAUCGCGUGCCUAGAAGCGCUACCAUUCGUUUGCCUAACGGCAAUCACGUCAAGAGGUCGAUUAACCAUCUCUACCCUCUGGAAAUUAGCGCUACACAACAUCCUCCGGAUACUACUAGGUCACAACCCAGCCGUAUCCAGCCGACAAGGGCAGCCAAGUCCUCGCAUCGCUAUAUAAAACCUCGGCAGUUCGACAACUCCAGUCAG